AUGGUAAUUAAACGAAAACGCAAUUCGAAUCCGACUGUUCCAAUUUUGGUGACAGGGACUAAGCUGGAUACUACGACACAUUCUAAUAAGGUUGAACGUCGAGGGCAUCGAGGACUUACACGAAAAUUCGGUGUUUUUUCAAAACUUGCUGAAUCUUCGGAUGCAGAAGAACUUGAAAUUAGGCGUUUAGAAAAAAAAUUAGGAAUUAAAUCGGGUGACAAAUUGACGAAAGCCUUUGUUGAAGAUGGAUUAGACGGUUUAUUAGAAGGAUUUGAGAUCGGCUCUAAAAGGUCGAAAUCAGCUAAUUUUUUGAAGGAUUCAGGUUCAGAGCAAAUUAAGGAUGAUGAUACUUUUGAAACAGAGGAAUCAGAACAUUUUGAGGAUUUCAAUGUAAUAGGCGAAUUGAAUGAAGGUGAAGACAAUCUUUGCGAAGUUGAUGAUGUUCAGCAGCUUGAACACGUCACGAAAGUUGACUCAG
This is a messenger RNA of Dentiscutata erythropus, 478 nucleotides long. The record is from the annotation of a GenBank genome assembly. Lineage: Eukaryota; Fungi; Glomeromycota; Glomeromycetes; Diversisporales; Gigasporaceae.